AUUAAAACACGUUUAUCAAUUUGAUUACCUAUUUAUGAUAGGAUAUAUAAGAUAGAAGUUUGUAAUCCAUUCUUGAUAUGCCAACAUUGUUCGGUUUUGUCUUAUGCAACUUUUAUGAAAAUAAAAGAAUUGUGAAUUUGCUUAGUUUCUAUUUAUUUUCUCGAAUAUCGCGCUUAAAAUAAUUUCGAACCCUUUUAAUCAGAUGAAAUUUGCAUGAUGCCGAUUUCUACUGAAGAAAAACAAUAUUUGGAUCAAAUCCGUAAAAUCAUCGAUGAAGGCAUCGAGAAAACAGAUCGAACUGGUGUUGGUACCAAAUCAUUAAUUGGAUGCCAGAUGCGAUAUACUUUGAGCGACAAUAAGUUCCCUCUACUGACCACUAAACGAUUAUUUUGGAAAGAUAUUGUGGAAGAAUUACUAUGGUUUAUAAAAGGAUGCACUAAUUCCAAUUUCAAAGAAUUACCGAGCAUAGGAGUAAAUAUGUGGAACCCAAAUAGUACCAGAGAGUACUUGGAUUCCUUAGCAUUGACUGAUAAAGAAGAAGGUGAUCUCGCUCUUGCUUACGGAUUUCAAUGGAGACAUUUCGGUACCAAAUAUAAAGAUAUGCACAUAGACUACACAUACAACCAAGGAAUAGAUCAAUUGCAAAACGUCAUAGAUACCUUGAAAAAGAAUUCCAGCAAUAGGAAAAUGAUCUUAUGUACUUGGAAUCCUUUAAAUUUACCUAAAGUGGCCUUACCUCCUAGUCUAUGCUUGAUACAAUUCUACGCUGUGAAUGGUGAAUUAUCAUGUCAAAUGUAUCAACGUUCCGCUGAUAUGGGCCUAGGUGCACCUUUUGAUAUCGCUUGUUGCUCCUUGCUCACUUGUAUGAUCGCCCAUGUUACUAAUCAUAAGCCGAAGGAGUUUAUUCAUACAAUAGGUGAGAGUCACGUGUACCUUGAUCGCAUCGAACCAUUGAAAUUUCAAUUAGAAAGAGAAAUGCGAACUUUUCCAACUCUUUCCAUAGCUCGAGAAGUAAAUUCGAUUUCAGAUUUCAGAUUUGAAGAUUUUGUAUUAGAUGGAUAUAAUCCUCACAAAAAUUGAUUUGGAAAAGCCUACAUUAUAAUUUUUUUCAGCGAUGAUAA
This is a messenger RNA of Planococcus citri (citrus mealybug), 1121 nucleotides long. Its product is annotated as thymidylate synthase-like. The transcript has 5 exons. Bases 214 to 1080 code for a protein of 288 amino acids. Gene Ontology annotation, cellular component: mitochondrion; cytosol. Gene Ontology annotation, biological process: dTMP biosynthetic process. Gene Ontology annotation, molecular function: thymidylate synthase activity. The record is from RefSeq and is a predicted model, not a curated record. Lineage: Eukaryota; Metazoa; Arthropoda; Insecta; Hemiptera; Pseudococcidae.